Striga asiatica is the source of this 1056-nucleotide messenger RNA. NCBI's taxonomy places the organism in Eukaryota, Viridiplantae, Streptophyta, Magnoliopsida, Lamiales, Orobanchaceae. The record is from the annotation of a GenBank genome assembly.
AUGGCUUUGAAUGGCCAUUUUUGUUUUGAGCUUUGUAAAGGGGAAAAGAAAAUUAGUUUGAUGAUUCAGAACAUCCUCACCGUCACCGUCAAAAACGCCGCCGUCCACGACGUCCCCCCACCUAUCCGCCGGGCUGCAGUCCUUUUUGUGGCGGAGCUUCCAAUCCAGGGCCUGACAAGCUCGCGAGCAGUAGUUCACGGUGCCGCACACAGAGCACCGCCGGAACUCGUGCCGCCUCGUCUCGGGCCGCCCGCAGCCCGUGUGGGAGCACAGUCGGAGGCCCGAUCCCGGCCCGUCCUCGCCCAUGCCGGCGAACCACUCCGAGAGAAAUCGAUUGGCCGCGUGAGCCUCCGGCGCCGGCACGUUGCAGCCGAAGUCGCUGAGGAGGGGGCAACCGCCGGCGCCGGCGGCCGGCUGGCGGUGGUAGUGGUUGCAGGUGAGCCAGGAGCGGGGAACGACGGCGGCAGGGUGCGCGACGAGGACGAGGGCGAGCUCGCGGGCGUUGGCCUGGACGAGGAAACGGCGGCCCUCGGCGACGUUCUGGCGGACGCCGUAGCCGUCCUGGAGGCAGUGGCCGAGCUCCCGGAGAGCGUCGACGUGGCCGAGGAAGGCGGCCCGCGCGCAGAGGGCGACGCCGGCUCGGAGGUCCUUGUCGCUCUUGGAGCCGCCGCUGCCGUUGAACUGGAUGACGGCGAGAGAGUACAGCGCCGGAGCGUGAGAGGCAAUCGCGGCCCGGGCCAUCAGGGACGCCCCGCUCCCUCUGUUUUCCAGGCAAGUGUAGCACGCCUCGACGCUGCCGGAAUCGGCGCAGAGUUUGAGGAAUCGGUGAGCCGACUCGGACCACACACUGAUGAAAUCGGCGGGGCAGCCGGCGUUGGAGCUGAGCUUGCCGAGAAUACAGAGGACGAUGUCAUCAGGCAAGACCUCAAAAUAAUCGUACCCUCCUCGACUUUCCGGCGAGGCUCUCAUCCUUUUCCGGCAGCCGGUGUGUUCUCCGGCCGGAUUUCUUCUCCGAUUAGUCUCGACACAGAUAUUCAUCACUCGAGGAUAGCAUAA